Messenger RNA from Orbilia oligospora ATCC 24927, 960 nucleotides. RefSeq lists its product as uncharacterized. NCBI's taxonomy places the organism in Eukaryota, Fungi, Ascomycota, Orbiliomycetes, Orbiliales, Orbiliaceae. Bases 1 to 960 code for a protein of 319 amino acids. The transcript is spliced from 3 exons. The record is from RefSeq and is a predicted model, not a curated record.
AUGUCGGCAAAUCGACAGGCCGGAAGAACUGUAUUCUUUUUUUUGUCUAGCCAGCCGAAUGACUGCAUCGGAGGCUGUAGACAUAAUACUUUUACGCAGGAUGAUCUAUAUGUAUUCGUUGAUAUACUCGUACUUGUCCAGGUACCCGACGACGCAGAAGCUAAAUCCUUGCCUGACGGAAGGGCCUUUGAAAUCCACAUGCGAGGUAGCCAAACGGUAUUGAAAAAGAGUACUGAUAUCUCGCUAUCCCCAGGGGACUACAUCAUUACACCAAAACAUCCCCUCGUUACCAUCUGCGUCAGCGACGAACUCUACAUAGACAGGGUCCUUUCACAUAGUGUGACACCUAGAGAUAGCGCCUUUCGCAAUGCUCUACGUCAACGUGACCGUGGCUGCGUUAUUACCGGAGUGGUGAAUGAUGAUGAUAACGAUUGGACGGGAAUGGAGGCAGCCCAUAUAUGGCCGCUAAGCAAUGGAAGCGAGUGGAUUCGCCAAAACGCUAGUCGAUGGAUUACAGAUUCAGAUUCAGAUUCAGAUGACCUUUCAAAUGAACUGAAAAUGAAUAGCCCUCAAAACGGCAUUUUAGUGUCGAGUACUGCUCACAUAUUGUUCGAUUCGUAUACCCUUGCGAUAAACCCUGAGGCCGGCUAUAGAAUUUAUGAUUUUGGUCGCAAUAAGUUUGGGUACGGCGGUAAAUUCAUGAGCGCUACGGCACGACAGAGUAAUAAUAACAACGGCGCAAGAGAUACACUCUUGCUAUGGCACUUUCGUCAAUGCGUUCUCGCAAACAUGCGCGGAGCUGGUGAACCAUUAUGGGAUUAUAGUCCGAGGGAAGAGGGGGAUGUUGUAGGAAGGUUGUUAUCAUCGGAUCAUACAAUGACUCGUCUUGGGGAAGAAGUGGAGGCUCGUCUGGCACUUACUUCGUAUCUUCCAUCACCAUCAUUGACAAAUGAUCAAUAA